UCACUCGAGACCGGAGCAUUCAAGCGGCUCCUCGUCCCUCCUUUCUAUCGAGUCCGUGAAAUCGUGAUUAUGAAUGCACAAUUUUAUCUAAACGUAUCGUUUUUGUGAUUCUGAUUAAUUUGAUUUUUAAUGUUGGUUUGGUGCAGGCAUUUGAUUAAGAGAUGGACUCUGCAGCAAGGACUCUCUGCAGCAAUCCUGUUUACACAUCUAUUCCGAGAUUACUUCGUGCCUGCUCUUCUGAAAUCAUAAGCUGGAGAUGCAGUUUCAUUGUGGGAAUAAAGUGAACUUUCCUGGGCAAAGAGUCUGGUCUUCUCGAUUUACUCAAAAAUCAGACAAGAGUGGGGAAGCUCUUAGUGUCAGUUGUAAGAAUUAUAAAAUUUUAAUAGCAAACGGAAGAGAGAUUGAUGUUCGAGUUACUCGUACUGCUCAUGAGAUGGGGAUACCUUGUGUUGCUGUCUACUCGACCAUUGAUGAAGACGCAUUUAAUGUUAAAGCUGGCUGAGUUUGUAUUGGUGAAGCACCAGGUAACCAAGUGUAUCUAGUUGUUCAGAAUGUUCUAUCUGCUGCUGUAAUUUGUGGAUGUACGAUUCUGCAUUCAGGAUAUGGAUGAAUGCAUUGUUUGUCGAAAUGUGCAGAGAGCAUGGAAUCAAUUUUAUUGGACCAAACGAUAUGUGUCAUGGAUGACAAAUCAACUGCCGGGGACACAAUGAAGAAUUCUGGUGUUCCAACUGUACCAGGGAGUAAUGGUUUGUACUUUGUUAAAGAGCACUAAAGAAGCAAUCAGGCUUGCUAAGGAGAUUGGCUACCCUGUGAUGAUUAAGGCUGCUAAAAGUGAGGCUACAGCUGCAUUCAGUAAUGAUGGUGUUUACCUUGAAAAAUACAUCCAGAAUCCUAGGCACGUUGAAUUCCAGGAGUCAGGUAGGUAUUAUGUUACAGUAAGCCGGAAUCCAUGCUCUUUCUUCAUCAAUAACAUUCAUGUUCUCAUUCAAUGUUUUGGGCAUCCACAAACUUAUUCUUGAAGUUGAGGACUUCAAAAAUGGAAAAGUUGACACUGAUUUUAUUCCAGAGCAUGAACAUGAGUCGGCAUAGCCCAAGAAGAUAGUACCAGCUACUCCUGCCAAAGAGUUUGCCAACAUUGCUCAAUAGAGAAGAAAUCCUAAAGGUUGAACAUACUGAUCCGUAAUUUUCAUGAUGCACUACUCUCUUCUCCACAUUCCUUUUCUUCUGGUGGUCUUGAAAUAAAAUUCCUCUUUUUUUUUGUUUGCUGCCAAUGAAGCUGUGAUUACUCGGACUUUUGAUCCAGAUUUGCUCAAGGAAGCCUAAUCGUAGAAAUUAAUAUAAUAAUUUAGCCAUAGUGUCAUUUAUGUAAUUUUGUAAAACAUGCAUGGUUUACAACUCCAGUUGCAGGCAUAAUUUACUGAGUUUGUGAACUGCAUAGAUGUUCUUUCAUUACUCAUGAAUAAAGUUCAGUGAUAUCAGGAUAUAAUCAAUGCAGCUGAAAUGUUCUGCCUUAGCUAUGUCUGGGCUACUAAAAAUUGUUGUACCGUUAUAAAAAGAAGUGCCGGUACAGAAAUUUGAAAA
Messenger RNA from Daucus carota subsp. sativus, 1581 nucleotides. RefSeq names its product biotin carboxylase 2, chloroplastic-like. The transcript has 9 exons. The record is from RefSeq and is a predicted model, not a curated record. The coding region runs from base 744 to 1019 and encodes 91 amino acids. NCBI's taxonomy places the organism in Eukaryota, Viridiplantae, Streptophyta, Magnoliopsida, Apiales, Apiaceae. Gene Ontology annotation, molecular function: ATP binding.